This is a messenger RNA of Synchiropus splendidus (mandarinfish), 1590 nucleotides long. Its product is annotated as alpha-1-antitrypsin homolog. Gene Ontology annotation, biological process: negative regulation of endopeptidase activity. NCBI's taxonomy places the organism in Eukaryota, Metazoa, Chordata, Actinopteri, Syngnathiformes, Callionymidae. Bases 111 to 1436 code for a protein of 441 amino acids. Gene Ontology annotation, molecular function: serine-type endopeptidase inhibitor activity. The transcript is spliced from 5 exons. The record is from RefSeq and is a predicted model, not a curated record.
CUUGAGAUAGUCGGGACACAAUAUCCAUUUGGACAGAAGAAGCGUUGGUUAAUCAUUGCUUGUCAUGUCAGCUGACCCACCGAGGUUUCGUAUAAAGCAGGGCGCUUUCAAUGAAUCGUUCUGCUGCUGAGGAGACAAUCUUGGUUGUGAAGAUGCGUGGUUUCUUUGUAAGUUGCGUGUGUGCUGCCCUGCUGCUGGCUGCGGCCUCCGCAGACCACCACCAUGGCCAUGACCACAGCCAUGACCACAGCCAUGACCACAGCCAUGACCACAGCCAUGACCACAGCCAUGACCACAACCAUGACCACGCCGGUGAACACAUGGCCUGCCACAAGCUGUCCUCCCCCAACGCCGACUUUGGCUUUGCUCUCUACAAAAACCUGUUGACCAAAACUCCUGCCGGAAAGAACAUCUUCUUCUCCCCGCUGGGCAUCUCCACGGCUCUGUCCAUGCUGUCAACCGGCGCUCGCGGCGAGACCCACAAGCAGCUGUUUGCCACCCUGGGCUACAGCGAUCACGAUCAGAACGGCAUCAAUGUAGCGUACGAGCACCUGUUCCACAUGGUCGCCCACGGCCAGAAGAACACGCUGGAACUUGGCAACGCUCUGGCUGUGCGUGACGGCUUCAGUCCGUUGGACAAGUUUAUGAAAGACGUCAAGCAUUUCUACAGUAGUGAGGCCUUCAACGUGGACUUCCGGUCCGAUGGCGCCGUGGAGAAGAUCAACUCCUACAUCGCUGCUAAGACCAACAACAUGAUCAAGGAUCAGCUGAAGGAACUGGACCCUGAAAUGGCCAUGGUGCUGAUCAGCUUCGUCUACUUCAGCGGAGAGUGGGAGAGGCCGUUCGAUGCCAACCAAACCGAGAAGGCUGCGUUCCACGUGGACAAGGACACCCAGGUUGAAGUGGACAUGAUGAAACGCACCGGUCGCUUCGACUUCUACGAGGACGUUGACAACCACACCAGCGUCAUCCUGCUGCCCUACAAAGGCAACACCUCCAUGAUGAUUGUUCUGCCCGACGAGGGCAAGAUGGCCGAGGUGGAGGGCUACAUCAACAAAGAGUACAUCAGGCACUGGCAUGACUCUGUCUUCAGGAGCUCUGUGGAGCUGUUCAUGCCCAAGUUCACCAUCUCCGCUGAAGCUGCGCUGGACGCCACCCUGAAGGAACUGGGAAUAACAGAUGCGUUCUCAAACACUGCUGACUUCUCCGGCAUUACAGAGGAGGUCAAACUCCUAGUGUCCAAGGCAACGCACAAGGCUGUGCUGAGCGUAGACGAAACAGGAACCAAAGCAGCCGCCGCGACCACCAUCGAAAUCAUGCCCAUGAGCAUGCCCCAAACUAUGAAACUCGACAGGCCUUUCUUGGCCUUCAUUCUUGAGCACUCCACUCGCAGCAUAGUCUUCAUGGGCAAGAUCGCCAACCCCAAGGCCCUGUGAACACACUUACAGCCAAGGAGUGGUGUGUAUCGACACUAAAGGUUGUUCAUAGCUGAUAUUUACCUCAAUACGAUUUAAGGAUCUGCCUUAGCCGGUAUUUUACCACACUGUUUAUAUCCAACUCUGGUGAAAUAAAGUCCCCAAUGAAAGUUUU